AUAGUUCUAGAGCAUGGAUUGAAUGCUGAAUCUCCAAAAUUGGAGAAAUGGAUUUUUUACGUAGCUAGAAUCCUUUAAAUUUAUGGUAUUUCAUGGGAGCACCAGUAAAACUAUUGGAUACCAUCCAAUUCUUUCCGUAUACCCUAAAGGCAAUAUGACAUUAUGAAAAAAGUAAAAAGGGAACUCAGAACCUAAGGGGAACGUGUUCACUGUACUUGCUGUACCCCCGCUAUUCAGGUUAUAGUUGCAUUGUUAGCAAUACUGUGACACUGAGGCCGGAACACGUACAGCCCAGCUUUUCCACGUAACGAUAACCUACACUUGUUCUAUAUCCAGAGCGCUGUUACAGCUGUAACACUGAAACAUGCCCGUGAAAGCAAAGAAGUGGAUCUUAGCACACCAUUUCGAUGGAGUGCCAAAAGACUCUGAUCUGGAGCUUGUAGAGGAGGAGUUACCAGAGCUUCAAGAUGGAGAAAUCCUACUGGAAGCUCAAGCACUAAGCGUGGACCCAUAUAUGAGGGUUUUCGCACGGUCGGCAUUGAAGGAAGGGGACACCAUAAUGGGCUCCCAAGUUGGGAAAGUGAUAGAGAGCAAGAGCCCGCAGCAUCCAGUGGGAAUGAUGCUCGUUGGGAGUGUUGGAUGGAGGACGCACGCCAUCGUUAAUGUUAAUCAAGGGCCUGAUCUUCUAGGCACGCCUAUAGUUGUGCCUGCUACUCCAGCCCCCGGUCUCCCAGUGUCAGUUAACCUGGGUGUCCUCGGCAUGCCUGGUGCCACGGCAUAUUUUGGUUUUCUUGAGCUCUGUCAGCCCAAGGCGGGGGAGGUAGUGGUGGUCAGUGCGGCCGCAGGGGCAGUGGGCAGUUUGGUCGGACAGAUAGCCAAAAUUAAGGGGUGUACCGUCAUUGGCUAUGCAGGGACAGACGAGAAGUGCAAGUGGAUAAAGGAAGAACUAGGCUUUGACCACGCCAUUAACUACAAAACACGGGACGUGGCCGAGAGUCUGAAAGAAGCAGCACCAAAUGGCGUCGAUUGUUAUUUUGACAACGUAGGCGGUGAUUUCCUUUAUACCGUCAUGCGGCAGAUGAAUAAGUAUGGAAGGAUCUCAGUUUGUGGGGCCAUUUCUCAGUACAAUGACAACUUAGACAACCCAAAAUCAGGCGUGUUUCCGAGUAUUCUCCUGAUAGUAAACCAACUGAGAAUGGAGGGAUUUAUAUUUACGCGAUGGUUGAGUCGCUGGCCUGAGGCCUUCAAGGAAAUGGCGGCCUGGAUGAAAGAAGGAAAACUUAAGUACAGAGAAACUACUACCAAGGGUUUCGAGAACAUGAGGGAGGCCUUCUAUGGAAUGCUGCGGGGAGAUAACACAGGAAAAGCUGUAGUGAACGUCUGAGAACGCUACAGAACAACAAAUUACAACCAACAGACUGCCGUAUAUCACGUUUAUUUGCAACAGAAAUGCUAGAUACUGUGCUGGUAAAUAACGAAAAAUUCGAAAAUACAUGUAGAUGGAAAAGGCAUUAAGCACAUUUUAAAAGAUGGCAAUAAAAGCUACAAGAUCCUAUAAUGUGCUAGUAUAUGCAAUUACACCACCUA
Molecule: messenger RNA, 1587 nt
Organism: Lingula anatina
Lineage: Eukaryota; Metazoa; Brachiopoda; Lingulata; Lingulida; Lingulidae
Product: prostaglandin reductase 1-like
Biological process (GO): prostaglandin metabolic process
Cellular component (GO): cytoplasm
Molecular function (GO): 15-oxoprostaglandin 13-reductase [NAD(P)+] activity; 2-alkenal reductase [NAD(P)H] activity
Source: RefSeq, a predicted model, not a curated record